This is a messenger RNA of Astyanax mexicanus (Mexican tetra), 1258 nucleotides long. RefSeq lists its product as uncharacterized. The record is from RefSeq and is a predicted model, not a curated record. The transcript has 4 exons. Bases 33 to 986 code for a protein of 317 amino acids. NCBI's taxonomy places the organism in Eukaryota, Metazoa, Chordata, Actinopteri, Characiformes, Acestrorhamphidae.
UGACAAUUGUCGGUGUGUACACCUUCAGCAGAAUGUCACUGGAAAGAAAGUUACGGGCCCGGAUAGAGGGAAAACAAACAAAGCGCAAGACAUUGAAGCUAAUUAAGUGGUUGCAGAGGAAACACCUUCUGAAGGAGAAGCUCAGAUGCCCUCUCUGCUUCCACAAAAUGAAAAUGUUCUCUGUGACAAAGAAGGACCAGUACAUCUGGUGCUGUAAAAGAGGUCAUAAAAGAGUCUCAAAAACCAUCAGAGCUGGCUCCCUCUUUGAAAAGUCUAAAUCAUCUCUCCUCAACUGGAUGAAGUAUAUUUACAGAUUCUCACAAGGACUGAGGCUCAGGCAGAUUGAUAUGAUCAGUGAUGACAUUGCUGGCAGCUCUACAACUUUGUCUAAAAUGGCAAGAUGCAUUCGAAGGGUCUGCAUUUGUGCAAUGGAAAGACAAAGAAGAAAGAACAGGCAGUGUCUUGGUGGUCGAAAAGAAUUUGUUGUGAUAGAUGAGAGCUGCUUCCGUCAUCAGCGAAAGUAUGCGCGGGGCCGGUUUGGAAAUACCUGGAGGAGGAAGAAAUGGGUCUUUGGAAUGAUGGGAGUCAAAGACAAAAGACGGAGAGUAGUGUUGAAACUAGUGGAGAAACGAUCAAGACGGCAUCUUGUCCCUCUGAUCAGACAGCAUGUUAAGGCAGGAAGUAGCAUAAUCAGUGAUGAGUGGAGGGCAUACAGGGUUGUGUUGAGAAACUUUGGGUACAAACACUAUACCACAAACCAUAGCAGGUGGUUUGUGGAUCCUCGGUCCGGUAGCCACACACAACAUAUUGAAAGAGCUUGGGGGAUCAUCAAAGGACAUAUCCGUAGACUGAGAGGAAAUCGUACAGAGGCUUUGUUGAAGGAGCACCUCAUGGUACUUGAAUGGUCAUCCUGGCUUGGUUCUCGUAACCCUGAUGGGCCACUUGGACGCCUGUUCAAGGAUAUUCAAAAAGCCUUUCCAGUAUGAAUGUCAUGAUCUAUUUUCAAGUGCUCUAAUUGUCAUUCAGCAACGACUGUUUUAAUGUCUGAAUCAGUGGAACUGAAAAGUGUGUUUUGCAUGAAUGAAAAUGUUUGGUUGUUUCUGUUGUAACUAGGCUUAUAUUUCAUGUGACAAAAUCAUAUUAGCUGUGUAAAUGUUUGUAAGUCAUGAAUAAAUAGUGAAGUGUUUUACAGUUUAAAACAAGGAUCCUAUCUGGUGUUUAUAAAGGUUUCUUAUUAAUAAAUAGUGAGUUAAAAUAA